CUUAACCGUUUAAUUCGAAAAAACCUUUAUAUUAAUGCUCUUCCAAAUAACGGUUUAAAAAAACCGGUAUAUAAGAACGAAACCAAAAUGUAAAGGUUUUGCGUCAAGUACAUAAUAACGGUUAGAAAAUUUAACCGGUAUCCGAGCCUUGCUCUGUCAAUUACUUUUCGACUACUCGAAGUGUUUGACUAAAGUAUUUCGAGGAUUUGUGAAUUAAUUUAAAGUGCCUUAUUAUGUAUUGCGUAGUCAAAGAUUGUACAAGUGUAUGGAACCCAACAUCAAAUGUCAUCUUUCACAGAUUGAAAGCGUUGUCUGCGACAGGAAAUCGUAGUGUCCAAUUAGCAUCUGACUGGCUUCUGACCCAUGUGAAUGAUGCUUAUAUUGAUUCUGAUGAGCCAAGGGAAUAUAUAUUUUAUGCCAGUCCCACGGGACCACUACUUAGCCAGUUGCUGGAAUUCUGGGACAAAUCUAAAGAAAUUUCCGGUUGGAAUGGGGCACACAAUUUUCCACCUCAUAUUACUCUUGUUUCAUUCUUUAAGGCUCCAGAUGAAACUUCCCUGCAACUAGGAAAGGCAGUAAAACAUGUGGUAGAGAAAGUAGGGGAUCCUCCAAACUGUCCUUUGAAAUUGGAGCCCUAUGUGUCUCAUAACUUCAUGGCACUAUUUGUCUCCGAAGAACAUGCAGACUACUUGAAAAGAAUAGCUGUACAGUAUGUUAAACAGGUCUCUUCAGUGCUGGGUGUUAUGGUGGAUACAUAUGAGCAUCUGGAUGCAUUGGGAACAUGUUUCCCAUGGUGUACCAUGCCUCAAGAGAAGCCUAUCAAAUCGAUAAAUUUGGAGGCGCAUGUAAAGUCUUUGCAUAUAACGUUGGCUUACCACUUCGAUGUCGCCUCGUAUGAUGCUCUGAAGGCCUUGGUAGAUGACAUGCAACCUUCAGACCACUCCAGCUGGGAACUGAGGCUGUACUCCAGGGACCCAAGAUUUGCUAACCACCAGGUUCAUAAAGUGACUCAAGGUUACGCGCCUAAAGCGAGCGAUGAGCUUGAACUAGUACUUGGCGACUAUAUUUAUAUCGAAGAGAAGGAAUUUGCGAAUACGUCCGACGGCUGGGUGCAUGGUACAUCCUGGCUUACAGGCGUCAGUGGUUAUUUACCGGCUGUAUUCACCCGACGCACAGCGGAGUCUGACGCUUGGACUCUUCACCGAGCAAUAUCACUUGGCAACAACAGUUCAGAUUGUAAAUCGGAAUCUGAUUCGAAUACGGACGGAGAAAUGGCGAGUUACCCACACGAAGACGCCGCCCAGUUGGGUCAUGAGAAGUCUGAACAGACCUAUGAAGAGUGGGGCAAGUACUGGACUGCUGUCCAGACCGAUAAUAGUAACGGAAUCAUGGACGUGACGCAAGGAAUUUCAAUUGACUGGAAGAGUAACGCCAACAAGUUCUCGACAGAUCCGAUUGCUAAAAAUGACGAAAAACAUCGUCGCUGGAUCUUCGCGAUGCGUCACGGCGAGAGAGUAGAUCUUACGUACGGACAAUGGGUGCCUUUCUGUUUCGACAAAAACGGCACUUACACUAGGAAGGAUUUGAACUUACCCCUGAAACUGGGUGAGAGGACUGGUGGGGCGGAUUCUUACAUGAAAGAUACCCCUUUAACGCGAGUGGGUCGUCUGCAAGCUCAGCUCGUGGGCGAAGGCCUGCGAUUGGCUGGCGUAUCCGUCAAGCACGUGUACGCAUCGGCUGCGUUGCGCUGCGUCGAAACUGCUCACGCUUUCCUUGAAGGUCUCCAAGCUGAUCCUUCGGUGAAAAUUAGGGUAGACCCUGGUCUCUUUGAGUACAAGAUGUGGCACAUGGCCAAGGGGAUGGCGCCCUUCAUGACCCCCAUGGAGUUGUACAAGGCUGGCCUUAACGUCGACCUGAACUACAAACCGUACGUUGAAGUGGAUGUGAACACAACUGAGACAAUCGACGAAUUCUACAAACGAAAUGAAAAGGUCAUGCAGUCUGCUGUCAAAGAUACCGAGAAAGAAGGUGGCAACGUUAUUUUCGUGGGCCACGCAGCUACCCUUGAUAUGAUGGCCGUGUCACUGAAGCUCCUCGAUGAAACCAGAACCGACCACAAACCCUACAAGAUCCACGAGAAUCUCCUCAGAGUACCGUACUGCGCCCUCGGUGCCAUGAAGGACAACCCUUGGGAGGUUGUCUGCCCUCCCUGCCCUCCUUCAAUCAACUCUAGCUCGGGCAGAUUCAACUGGAAGAUGCUUUUAGACGUGUAAGGAUCCAACAUAAACCUUGUGAUACAUUUUUAUCGAUAUUAUUCAGAUUUAGGAAUUGCAUUUUGUCUUUAUCUAGUUAAUAUGUUUGCUUUGGAAAUUCUAAGGUAACAAUAAAACGGGGUAAAUAGAUAUCGGGGGGUAAAUAGACGCAGCAUAGGAGUGAAUAGACACUAAGAAUAUUCGAAAACAUCUAUUCACC
This is a messenger RNA of Spodoptera exigua (beet armyworm), 2472 nucleotides long. Lineage: Eukaryota; Metazoa; Arthropoda; Insecta; Lepidoptera; Noctuidae. The record is from the annotation of a GenBank genome assembly.